This is a messenger RNA of Cuscuta epithymum, 1495 nucleotides long. NCBI's taxonomy places the organism in Eukaryota, Viridiplantae, Streptophyta, Magnoliopsida, Solanales, Convolvulaceae. The record is from the annotation of a GenBank genome assembly.
ACGGUGAACAUUACUCUUCCCAACUUGGUAUCAGAUUUUAUCACCAUGUCUUCUUCCAGAAAUUCUUCUUCUUUUCACCCAGCCUUGACUAUCUCAAACAUCAAGAAUUGCAUUCCGCUUACUCUUGAUCUUGAGACUAGUGAAUACUUUUCAUGGGCUGAAUUAUUUAAAAUCACCGCCACGGCAUAUCAGGUCCUUGACCAUAUCUUCCCUACCGCUGCCUCCUCCCCGCCUUCUGCUGCGGACGAGUCUGAUCCUCUUACUCCCGAACAAAUCCUUGCCGCUUCUCUCAUUCAAGCCGAAGCUGAUUCUCUUUGGCGUCGUCUUGAUGCGGUGGUUCUACAGUGGAUCUAUGCUACUAUAUCUCAUGAUCUUCUCCACACUAUACUUGAGCCCGACUCAACGGCUCAACAAGCAUGGGAGCGACUCGCCGAUAUCUUCCAUGAUAAUAAGCACUCUCGUGCCAUAUAUUUGGAAGAACAAUUUUCCAAUACCCGAUUGGAAAGCUUCACCAGCGUUAGUGCCUAUUGCAAAGCCCUUAAGACGUUGGCCACCAAACUCGGGAACGUCGGCUCCACCGUUAACAAUCAUCGCCUUGUCCUUCGUCUUGUCGGCGGCCUCCCCGCCUCCUACGAUACGGUGGCUUCUCUGAUCCAGCAAACGGUACCUCUUCCGCCCUUUGCUACAGCCCGUUCCAUGCUUAUUCUUGAGGAAACACGCAAGAGUCACCAGCUUGGGGCAACUGGGCAGACUGCUUUGCUUCAUACUCAUCCGCCGUCAGAUUCUUCUAGACAGAGCUCCCCUCGCCCAAGCUCUAAUGGCCGCAACCGACCCAACACCUCCAGGCCUUCCAAACCACGUGGAUCUCCUCUGUCCACCACCUUUCCUGGUUCACCUGGACUCCCGCCUUACUGGACAGCUCCCCCACCAUGGGCCUAUUGGAUGACACCUGGAUAUGCUCCUUGGCAGGUUCCCCCAUGUCCAUAUCCCACGGCUUCUGUACCCCCACGUGCCCCUACUACAGCCGGUAUUCUUGGACCACGACCACAUCAGGCUCACCUUGCCAAUCCAGCUCAACCCACCGAUAUUUCUGAAGCACUCCAUACACUUACUCUCACUCCUCCAGCAGAUACCUGGUAUAUGGAUACUGGCGCAUCCUCUCACAUGACAGCCAAUCCGGGAUCUCCGAACGGGGGCGCAACUAAUGCGGAGUAAUAGUUCUGGUGCACUCUAUCCCAUCAUGCCAUCAUGUCCGUCUUCCCAAAUAAAUUCCAUCUCCUUAAUUGUUGUCUCUGCCGAUACAUGGCAUCAUCGUUUGGGUCAUCCGGGCGACCCCACGUUUAGCAAGAUUAGAUCAAAUAAAUACAUUACUUGUAAUAAUGUUCGUUCAGCUUUAUGUACUUCUUGUCAGUUGGGCAAGCAUAUUAAACUCCCAUUUUCCAAUUCUAUGUCUGCCACAUCUUUACCAUUUGAAAUAAUACAUAGUGAUUUGUGG